Messenger RNA from Salvia hispanica, 2440 nucleotides. RefSeq names its product arabinosyltransferase XEG113-like. Gene Ontology annotation, cellular component: Golgi apparatus. Gene Ontology annotation, biological process: cell wall pectin biosynthetic process. Gene Ontology annotation, molecular function: arabinosyltransferase activity. The record is from RefSeq and is a predicted model, not a curated record. NCBI's taxonomy places the organism in Eukaryota, Viridiplantae, Streptophyta, Magnoliopsida, Lamiales, Lamiaceae.
UGGCUGAAAGUCGAAAUUUCAACUAACAUUUGGAUUUAGCUUAUUUGUUUGAGUUGAAACCAACCACCACCGUGAUCGAAAUGGAAGGUAACUUGAAAUGAGAUCACACUGAUUCCCAAUUUCUGCAAUUUCUUCGUAAUUUUACGAAGGAAGUUGAGGGAUUUGAUGGCUCCAUUGAAGGAGGUGGCGACUUACACUUUCAGGCCAUUGUUCUUAACGAUCUACGCCACCGUCGUUAUCGGAAUCGUAGUUUCUUCAAUUUAUGUCUUCUCCGCAGUUUUCUCCGGCUCCAACUCCCUCUUUUCCUCCUCCUGGGUUGCGUCCCGCGACGGCGCCAAUGAAUCACAUUCAAUAUCCUUCGAUUCUGCAUCUGAUUCUUCCAAUUACUCAGUGGCUGGUGUGGCACUGGCACCUGAUAACACAUCUGAACAUAGAAAAGAACCUCUGCAACCUAUUUGGAAGGUUCCUCCUUCUGGUACCAAAAUGCCACCUUUGGAGACUUUUAAAUUGACAAAGGAACUGGUUGGGAAAAGGGUGAAAGAUAAUGUUAUAAUUGUGACAUUUGGAAAUUUUGCCUUCAUGGAUUUCAUCUUGGGUUGGGUUAAACAUUUGUCAGAUAUGGGUGUUGACAACCUUCUCGUUGGUGCAAUGGACAUAAAAUUGUUGGAGGCUCUUUAUUGGAAGGGUGUUCCAGUUUUUGAUAUGGGUAGUCAUAUGAGCACAUUAGAUGUUGGAUGGGGCUCUCCAACAUUUCAUAAGAUGGGUAGAGAGAAGGUUAUUCUGAUAGAUUCUUUCUUACCUUUCGGCUUUGAGUUACUGAUGUGCGACACUGACAUGGUUUGGUUAAAGAACCCCCUUCCUUAUCUUGCACGUUUUCCUGAAGCAGACGUGCUGACUUCUACUGAUCAAGUUGCACCAACAGUAGUAGAUGACCGAUUGGAUGACUGGAAACUAGCUGGUGCGGCCUACAACAUAGGAAUCUUUCACUGGAGACCAACUCCGUCUUCAAAAAAAUUAGCAAAAGAAUGGAAGGAAAUGCUUUUAGCAGAUGAUAAGAUAUGGGAUCAAAAUGGUUUCAAUGAGAUUGUCCGCAGGCAGCUGGGUCCAUCUGUUGAUGAUGAAAGUGGACUUGUAUAUGCUUAUGAUGGAGAGCUUAAGCUAGGCCUUCUCCCCGCAAGUAUAUUUUGUAGUGGACAUACUUACUUCGUCCAGGCCAUAUAUGAACAACUAAGACUGGAGCCGUAUGCUGUGCACACCACAUUCCAGUUUGCUGGUACUGAAGGAAAACGUCAUCGAUUACGUGAAGCUAAGGUUUUCUAUGAUCCUCCGGAGUAUUACGAUGCCCCAGGAGGAUUUUUGACAUUUAAACCUAAUAUCCCCAAGAAUUUGAUGUUAGAUGGAGAGCAUAACCUUGACUCUCACUUUGCUCUUGUCAAUUACCAAAUAAAGCAGAUACGAACUGCUCUUGCCAUUGCUUCAUUGUUGGGUCGCACAUUGGUAAUGCCUCCACUAUGGUGCAGGUUGGAUAGGCUGUGGUUUGGACAUCCAGGGGUUUUGCCUGGCACCUUGACAAGGCAACCGUUCAUUUGUCCUUUGGAUCAUGUGUUUGAGGUUAAUAUAAUGUUAAAAGAACUCCCGGUGGAGGAAUUUGGACCAGGGAUUAACAUCAGAGAGUAUUCUUUCUUCGAAAAUCCAUCUAUGCCGCAGCAGGUGAAAGAUUCAUGGCUUGAUGUGCAUCUCUGUCAAGGAGGAACACCGGGUUGUGGAGUUUCAAACAGCACAAAUUCAAACAGCACAAAUCCAGCUGGUAUUCUCAAGUUCCCUAAGCGAAGUAAAGAGGAAACGUUCAAAGCCAUAUUCUCACCAUUGAAGGAUGUCAAAGUGAUUCAAUUCUCAUCGAUGCAAGAAGCCUUCUUAGGAUUCAGUGACAAGGAGAGGGAAGAAAAAUUCAGGAACCGUGUGAAGCGGUAUACAGGCAUUUGGUGUUGUGUGGAGGAUCACACUCCGGGCCACAUAUACUACGACGUGUAUUGGGAUGAAAAGCCCGAUUGGAAGCCAAAACCUCCCCAGACUCCAGAAGAGGAUCAUCCCCCACUCUGAGGCAUGUCAUAGUGUACACUUAUGCUUGCAUUACAAAUCGGAGGAGAAAGAAGAAAGCCCUGAAAUGUUGCAAUCCUAAACCGGGCGGUAGCGUCUUGGUUUGAUGGGCUAUGCAAGUUGAGCUCUCAAAAUUUAUACAUAGGCAGGAGACGACUUUCUUUUUCUUGUUUGCGCCUUUUCCUUUUUUUUUUUUUUUUUACUUUGGUUAGGCUAGUGUUAAAGCUUCUUCUGUAACCUGUAUCUUAGAACAAAUAUAUAAUAAUUUUAUCACAAAAAUGUUGGGCUCAAAUGUAGCUUUGCAAAUAAUUGGAGAUCAAGCGGUUGUAAGUUUUGAUGAGAA